GAGCAGGGCGGCGGCGCCCGCCCGGGGAAGAUGUCGCUGCCCAUCGGUGUGCCGCGACGAGCCUUCAGCUACGAUGAUGCCCUGGAGGACACGGCGCCCAUGACGCCACCGCCUGCUGACCUGUGUUCGAACGUCCUCUGGAAGCAGCCGGUUAUCCCUGAGCGCAAGUACCAGGAGCUGUCGAGGGUUGAGGAUGGGGAUGCAAACAUGAAUGCACCUUUCAUGACUCCUUCAUCAUCCACUGAAAGUGUGAACAAGGUGCCUGUGGUGAAGGCCAAGGCCACUCACAUCAUCAUGAACUCCCUCAUUACAAAGCAGACCCAGGAGAGCAUCCAGCGCUUCGAGCAGCAGGCAGGGCUGAGGGAGGCUGGGUACACCCCCCACAAAGGCCUCACCACUGAGGAGACCAAGUACCACCGAGUGGCUGAGGCUGUCCAUAACCUAAAAAUGCAGAGUGGAGAGACAACAAAAGAUGACAAACAGAACUCCUCUGCUCAAUCCACUCCAAGUAGCACUCCCCACUCUUCUCCCAAGCAUAAAAACAGGGGCUGGUUUAGUCAGGGAUCCUCUUCUUCUCUUACUGGCUCAGACUUUGCCUUGGAAACUGGUGGGGACAGAUUGCCAUCUGAAAGGUGGAGCUUUUUUGGGCCCAAAACCGUGCAGAAAUACACCAGUGAUCCAGGAGGUUUUACCAUUCAGCCCUACAAGGGUGCCCAGAAGCCAACCCCAAUGGAGCUGAUGCGUGCUCAGGCUACCAGGAUGCCAGAGGAUCCAGUCAGCUUCAAGCCACCCAAAAUGGACAUUCCAGUCACAGAUGGGAGGAACCAAUCUCCACGUUCCCACAACAUCAAGCCUCGGGAUCUGAACGUGCUCACUCCCACUGGCUUCUAGAGGAAUGCUUUGGUGUCUUUAGCAGGCUACAGGG
Molecule: messenger RNA, 925 nt
Organism: Acanthisitta chloris (rifleman)
Lineage: Eukaryota; Metazoa; Chordata; Aves; Passeriformes; Acanthisittidae
Product: KIAA1191 ortholog
Exons: 6
Coding region: 31-891 (286 amino acids)
Cellular component (GO): cytoplasm
Source: RefSeq, a predicted model, not a curated record